GGGCGGGAAGCAGCGAUCCCGGGAAGGAGGAGGACCCGACGGGCAGGGGCGGGGCCAGACAAAUAGCCGCGAGGGCGGCGUAUCGGGAUUUGGCUAUGGAGACCUGGGGUUGCCGCUACCAGUUUCGCAUCGCGCUGCUUGGAGAGGCAGCGGUGGGCAAGACGUCGCUGCUGCGACGUUACGUGGCGGGGGCGCCCGGGCUCGAGACCGAGUCCGAGCCGGAGCCCACCGUGGGCGUCGAGUUCUACAGCCGCGCGCUGCAGCUGACUGCCGGGCCGAGGGUCAAGCUGCAGCUGUGGGACACCGCAGGACAGGAGCGCUUCAGGUGCAUCACCAGGUCCUUCUACAGGAAUGUGGUGGGAGUUCUGCUGGUCUUUGAUGUGACGAACAGGAAGUCUUUUGAACACAUCCCAGACUGGCACCAGGAGGUCAUGUCCACUCAGGGGCCCAACAAGGUGAUCUUCCUGCUGGUUGGCCACAAGAGUGACCUGCAAAGCACCCGUUGUGUCUCUACCCAAGAGGAAGAGGAGCUGGCUGCCUCCCUGGGUAUGGCCUUUGUGGAAACUUCAGCCAAAAACAACUGCAAUGUGGCUCUGGCCUUUGACGUCCUCACCACUGGUAUCCAGCAAGCCCUGCAGCAGGGGGACAUCAAACUGGAAGAGGACUGGGGGGGUGUCCGGCUCAUUCACAGGGCCCAAAUCCCUAGGUCCUGUAGCAGGAAACAGCACCCAGGCUCAUGCCAGUGUUGACUUGAGAGAGAAGGUGUUAAAGUAGAGCAGACUUCAGAUUCCCUGGUGGGACAGAGUGUUAGUAUCUUUGGAGGGCAAAUGAGGAGGGUUAAUUUCAAUGGAAUCUUUGUUGUUGUUGUUGUUACCAGGGAUUGAACUCAGGGGUACAUGGCCUCUGAGCCACAUUUCCAGCCCUAUUUUGUAUUUUAUUUGGAGACAGGGUCUCACUGAAUUGUUCAGUGCCUUGCUUUUGCUGAGGCUGGCUUUGAACUCGCAAUCCGAUACUCUUGCCUUAGCCUCCUAAGCCACUGGGAUCACAACGGUAGUCACCAUGCCUGGCUUCAACAGAAUCUUGACAACCUCAUGCCUCCUGCAUUUUGGGGGUUUAGCUCAACUCCUUUCUAGAUUAAGGUUUAAGAAACCAAUUAUGCAGUGUCCUUUCCUUAAGCCUCAGUUUCUCAUCUGACAAUAAGGCUUAUAAAAGAUGAACAGGGAAUUUGUGACCAUGAAUGAAAUUAUAGGUGUGCUCACUCAGAGUCUGCCAUUCUAAGAACUGAAUAACAAAAGCUGUCAUCCCCUCCAGUAUCUUUCUUGGCUUAGGCUGUUUCUGGAAGCAUUCCUGGGCUUAGCUUCUGGACGCUGCUGCUCUGGCAAUGUGUGGGGAAUUCCAGUACAAGACUGGCUUUUAGAGCCUCCUUAGGUCCUCAGGCUAGAAAGAGUUUGGGCAUGGAAUCAGAUGUGGCCUCAAUCUAAGGUUGCUGCCCAGUGUUCCCACAAGCCCAGGGGCUAAAUGAGUGUGGGAGGCAGGGCUGAACAUGAAUGUGUAGCAAGCAUGCUGAGCACACAGUGGACACUACGAUGAGCCACCAACGGCAGAGGGAUCUAUGCUCCCACCUACCACCCUGCCACCAAGGGCAGAGGGAUCUAUGCUCCCACCUACCACCCUACCCCUGCUGCUGGGAGUACUUCGAGGUGACAGACAUGAUUUGAAAUACUCUCUGGGAACUGUCCACCCCUAAAGGGCAGUCCAUAUCCAAUUUCCACCUACGGGUGGGAGGAUAAAGGCCUUGCCCUCUCUUCCCAACUCUGAAGAUCAAACCCAGAUUCAUCCCUCUCUAUCUAAAGACUUCAUUGAGAACAUUAUUGUGACAAUAUCACAGCCAAGUUCUCCCUCCUUCCCUUCCUUCCCCAACCAGGUAGGGACUUGAAGAAUGCCCCAUAAUAAAUGUCUGCCUCCUGAAGAAUUUAAUUUGCUAGGUGAGACUAUUGUGGACUUCAUGGAAGAAAUGGUGCUUAUGUUGGACAGAUCUCAGCAGGCAUAGAGAGUAUGUCACUGUGCCAGUGGGCAUGAGCAGAGCAUGGACAAUUGCCACAGUAAAAAGACCAUAACCACUUAACUCAUUUUGUGAGUUGGGCCAGUUACCUCACCUCAGCCUCAGUUUCCUCCUCAGUAACACGUGAUUGAUAAUCCUUCCUUCCUUGAGUUCUUGGGAGGUUUUUUUUUAAAUAUUGUUUUUAGUUGUUGAUGGACCUUUAUUUUAUUCAUUUAUAUGCGGUGCUGAGAAUUGAACCCAGUGCUUCACAUAUUUGAGGCAAGUGCUCUACCACUGGGCCAGAGCCACAGCCCCAGCCCUCUUGGGAAGUUUUCAGUUAGGUUGUUUCUUAGCUUCCUCCCAUGGAGGCUGGUCUAGGGUUGACCUCUCUGUGAAUGUGUUCCUCCCUUUUUUAAAAACAACCUCACUAGGCUGGAACAGUGUACAGGUUUGUAAUCCCUACUACAGGGGGGCGCUGAAGCAACAAGUUUGAGGCCAGCCUCAGUAAUUUAAUGAAACUCUGUCUAAAAAAAAAAAAAAGGUAGGGUGCAGGGAUGUUAGUUCAGUGAUAGAAUAGUGUUCCUCGAUUUUACCCCCAGUACCGCUGAAUAAACAAAUAAUUAAAAUAACCUCACUUAUCCUUGUAGUAACCCUCUAAGGUCUGUACAAUUAUCCCCAUUUCACAUAUGAGGCCAAGAGAGGGAAAGUAUUUGUUUUAGGGCAUAUUUUCAUUCCUUCAUCAAAAUUUUUCUGAACAAGCAUCUACUCUGUCAGAAUCUCUGGAGAUAUAGCAGUAGCCACAACUGAAAAGCCCUUUAGGGCUGGCAUUCUAGUGGAAGAGAGAGAAAAAAAUACAAAUAAUGAACUAAACGAUUUCCAGUUGUAAGUGCUGUGAAGAUGUAACAAAAAGUUAAGCUGGGCGCAAUGGCGCACCUCUGUGAUCCCAGUGGCUUGGGAGACUGAGGCAGGAGGAUAGAGAGUUCAAAGCCAGCCUCAGCAAAAUCAAGGCACUAAACAACUCAGUAUUUUAUUCUAAAUAAAAUGCAAAAAAGGGAUGGGGAUAUGGUCAGUGAUUGAGUGUCCUGAGUUCAAUUCCCCAGUGCCAAACAAAACAAAACAAAACAAAACAACCUUUAAGACUCCUCACUUUUGCCUAUAAGUGUCAGGUAGCUAAAAGCAGGAUUAAAGAUUUUGCAUCUCCAUCUCCAUCUUACAUCCAUCCUCUUUGUUCUGAGUCAUCUUGGAUUAUAGGAACAAGGCCUGAUUCAAUAAACAUGUGAUGAGUGGAAGCUACCUCCCGUCCUUAGGCAAAGGCAACUUUCUUAUCUGAGGGCCACCUGACCCAUCCUGAGAUAAUGAUGGAUAAAUCACACCUAAUCAAGAUCACCUGCUUUGGCAGCUGUGACAAGCCUCUGACUAUGCAACCCCAUAUACAUACCUUGUCUUUAUUCCCCUAUAAAACCUCAAAGUCUCUGUCUGGGCUAAGGACAUGUAUCCUCUUGUCUUUUUGAUGUAGUUAUACUGAUUAAAGUUCCUUCAUGCUUUUUGCCAUUA
Molecule: messenger RNA, 3595 nt
Organism: Ictidomys tridecemlineatus (thirteen-lined ground squirrel)
Lineage: Eukaryota; Metazoa; Chordata; Mammalia; Rodentia; Sciuridae
Gene: Rab42
Product: RAB42, member RAS oncogene family
Molecular function (GO): GTP binding; GTPase activity
Source: RefSeq, a predicted model, not a curated record